UGCUGGCACCAUGCAGCCCGCUCGCCUCCUCCUCUUCCUUCUCCUUCUGCUCCCUGGGACGGCGGCAGAUCCAGAGGGCUCCUGUAAACUCCACCUUUUCCAAACCAUGAUCUUCCACAACACCAGCUUUGUAGAUUUUUCAGCCUGGGCCACCCUGGAGGACAUGAUCUUUGUUAGAUGGCAGAAACACAACAACAGCGUCCUCUACUGCUACCCAUGGGUCUAUCCAGCCCUGCCUAAUGCACAGUGGAAGAACUUGAUAAACAUGUUCAAGAUCUACUUUCAGAACUUCAUAUUGUCCCUCUCCACUGAUGCUAGCCAGUUACAGACGCCCUACCCCUUUGUCAUCCAGGCCACAGCCGGCUGCGACUUGUAUCCCAAUGGCUCCUACACCAGAUUUGGCCAUCUUGCCUUCAAUGCCCAUGAAUUCCUCAGCUUCAAUGUAGACAACAGGCACUGGGAGAGGAAGCAGAACAGUCAGCUGGCAGCACAAGUUGAGAAAGAGUUCAGCAGCUACACUGGCAUCUCUCAGACCCUGCAGUUCCUCCUCAAUGUGACCUGUGUUGACCACAUGAAGAAAUUCAUCAAGUUUGGGAAGGCUGAUCUGGAGAGACAAGAGCUCCCCGUGGCCACGGUCUUCGCCCGCACGCCCAGCCCAGCCCAGCUCCUGCUCGUUUGCCACGUCACCGGCUUCUACCCACGGCCCAUCAGCGUGGCCUGGCUGCGGGACGGCCAGGAGGUGCUGCCGGGCCCGGCGCUCAGCACCAGCGCCAUCCUGCCCAACGCCGACCUCACCUACCAGCUGCGCAGCGUCCUGGCUGUGGCCCCCCGCGAUGGGCACAGCUACGCCUGCCGUGUGCGCCACAGCAGCCUGGGCACCCGCAGCCUCCUCGUGCCCUGGGGUAUGUGGCACCUGGGGCUCUGGGGUACAGUAGCCCUACAGACCUCCUUGGAGGUUAGUGGGCCAGGUUGCAAUGGCAGCUCCAGUCCUGGCCUCUCAUGCACUCACACAAGCCCUCUCUCUUCUUUCCCCUUCAGACAGCUCCAAUAUAGGUCUUGCUGUUGGCAUCACUAUAGUGGUGCUGCUGAUUGUGGCUGUAGGCCUCUCCGGAGCCAUCCGGCACUACAGGCAUAAGUGAGGUCUCCUCUCACCCAGCUGCACCAGCCCCUUCAGCUCCAGGGUACAGUAGCUGCCUGCCCUUGACCAGCCUCACCCAUCUCCUGCAGGAGCUGAAAGCAGAUGACACAGCACACUGCAGGGUGUCCCCGAGGCCACGCUA
Colius striatus (speckled mousebird) is the source of this 1280-nucleotide messenger RNA. Its product is annotated as antigen-presenting glycoprotein CD1d-like. The transcript has 4 exons. The coding region runs from base 11 to 1135 and encodes 374 amino acids. The record is from RefSeq and is a predicted model, not a curated record. Gene Ontology annotation, cellular component: external side of plasma membrane. Gene Ontology annotation, molecular function: exogenous lipid antigen binding; endogenous lipid antigen binding; lipopeptide binding. Gene Ontology annotation, biological process: antigen processing and presentation, endogenous lipid antigen via MHC class Ib; antigen processing and presentation, exogenous lipid antigen via MHC class Ib; positive regulation of T cell mediated cytotoxicity. Lineage: Eukaryota; Metazoa; Chordata; Aves; Coliiformes; Coliidae.